Molecule: messenger RNA, 4829 nt
Organism: Phragmites australis (common reed)
Lineage: Eukaryota; Viridiplantae; Streptophyta; Magnoliopsida; Poales; Poaceae
Product: ABC transporter C family member 13
Exons: 36
Coding region: 109-4503 (1464 amino acids)
Biological process (GO): transmembrane transport
Cellular component (GO): membrane
Molecular function (GO): ABC-type transporter activity; ATP binding; ATP hydrolysis activity
Source: RefSeq, a predicted model, not a curated record
CACCAGUCAACUCCGCUCCGCUCGCCACUCGCCGCCUGCUUCGAAAUCGAAACCGAGUCGCGCUCGCGAAUCCUCCGUCGGGCUACGGCGGGCGCUCCUCCGCCUCCCAUGGAUCUCCUCUGCCCCGGCGAUCCCACGGUCUGGGACGGGAGGCGUUUCGCGCCGUGCUUCGCGGAUUUGGUGCUGGGGUUCGCGGGGAAUGUGGUCGUCGCGGCUGCUGCCGUCGCGCUCUUCCUUUCCAAGAGGAACGCGCCGAGGACUCAGAAUGUCAGGAGAGGUUUGUCGGAGAAGUUGUUUGUAUUCGGUGUUCCUGGUUUUGCAGCCUGCCUUUCAUUGCUUGGACUAACUAUGCUUGUAAAGAAGAAAAUUGAUGGGAAAGAUGUGGAGAAUCACGAACUAUUCUUCAUAUGCUCCCAGUUUAUUACAUGGAUGUCUGUAAUCCUCGUCUGUGCGAAUGGGCCUUGGUUUGAAAUCCUCUGCAACCCAACCAUGUGGUUCUGCUGGGUCUUGAAGAUUCUUCUAGAGAUACCUCAUUUGCAAUACAAGCUUACAUUACCAAAGGCGAUUGUAUCUUUUAUGGAGAUUGUCUCAUUUUCUACUGCAAGUACAUUUGGACUCUUUGUUAUUGUGGCUGCUGUAGUGGACCGAUCAUGCAACAGAAGAAAAGUGAACUCUAUUGAAGCACCACUUGUUCCAAAGAAUGAAAAAGAUGAGGGUGAAACUACGGACUUGGUAAAUAAGGACUAUAAUUUGUGGGAACUGUUGACUUUCAAGUUCGUUAAUCCAAUUAUGAAGAUUGGUAUCACAAGACAACUUGACUUCACAGAUCUACUUGAAUUUCCUGCUGAGCUUAGAGCUUCCUCCUGUUACGAAAAACUUCUGUCUUCCUGGACUGCUGAACAUCAAAAUCACCAUGACAACUCAUCUCUACUUAGAGCCAUGUCUUGUGCAUAUGGAUGGACUUACCUGCGUUUGGGCCUUUUAAAGGUGAUAAAUGACAGCAUCAGUUUUGUUAGCCCGCUGCUACUCAACAAGUUUAUAAGAUUUCUUCAGCAAGGUUCUGGAGGCAUGGAAGGAUAUGUUCUUGCCAUUUCCCUAGGAUUGACUUCUAUUAUCAAGUCGUUUUUAGAUAGCCAGUACUCCUUUCGUCUAGCAAAGCUCAAGUUGAUGUUACGGUCGAGCAUCAUGGGGAUAGUUUAUCGGAAGUGCCUAUGUCUUAGUCUAGCUGAGCGUUCUAGGUUUUCUGAAGGUGAGAUUCAGACCUUCAUGUCUGUUGAUGCUGAUCGCACAAUAAACCUGUGUAACAGCCUUCACGAUGCCUGGAGCUUGCCGCUGCAGAUUGGAGUUGCUCUUUAUCUAUUGUAUACACAAGUCAGUUAUGCUUUUUUAUCAGGGCUUGCAAUAACUAUCAUACUAAUACCAGUAAACAAAUGGAUUUCUACAAGGAUUGCUGGUGCAACAGAAAAGAUGAUGAAGCAAAAAGACAGGAGGAUAAGUUGUGCAGGAGAGCUCUUGGCACAUAUUAGAACAGUGAAGAUGUACAGCUGGGAGAAACUAUUCACAGAACGUUUGGUGGAAAGAAGAGAACUAGAAGUGCAGCAUCUUGCGACCAGAAAAUAUCUGGAUGCUUGGUGUGUCUAUUUCUGGGCAACUACACCAACUUUGUUCUCCCUUUUCACCUUUUCCAUAUUCGCAGUAAUGGGCCACCCACUGGAUGCUGCCACGGUAUUUACUUGUGUUGCACUCUUUAACACAUUAAUAUCGCCGUUAAACUCAUUUCCAUGGGUUAUAAACGGGAUGAUUGAUGCUGUUAUCUCUAACAGACGGCUGAGCAAUUAUUUAUCUACUCCAGAACAUUGCUCAUCUGAGUUGAGUGCCUCGGCUGACCUUUUGAAGCACCACUUUAAAAGAUAUACCGAAGCAAAUCAUAAUCCCAUGGCUGUCGUCCUUCAGAACAUAUGUUGUUCAUGGUCUAGCAGCUCUGAUGUUGAGCCGAGCAUAGUUCUGAGAGACAUAUCUCUGCAGAUACAGAAAGGCCUCUUUGUUGCAAUUGUAGGCGAGGUUGGUUCUGGUAAAUCAGCUUUGCUGAACUCUAUCAUUGGAGAGACUCGUGUCAUCAGCGGUUCUAUUAGCUCUUGUGGUUCAAUUGCCUAUGUACCACAGGUACCGUGGAUCUUAUCUGGCUGUUUACGAGAUAAUAUUUUGCUUGGGAAAGAAUUUGAUCCAAGGAGAUACAAAGAAGUAAUAGAGGCAUGUGCACUUGAUGUUGACAUAUCAGCAAUGGCCAGAGGAGAUAUGUCACAUAUUGGAGAAAAAGGUACCAACUUAUCUGGUGGACAGAGAGCCCGUCUAGCAUUAGCAAGGGCUUUGUAUCACAAUUCCGAUGUGUACUUGUUUGAUGACAUCCUUAGUGCAGUUGACUCACAAGUUGCUUCAUGGAUCCUGGAAAAGACCAUUAUGGGCCCCCCUAUGAAGCGCAAAACAAGAUUAAUAAGCACCCACAAUCUUCAGGCCAUUUAUGCUGCAGAUAUGAUUGUAGUCAUGGCUAAUGGGCUUGUUAAAUGGUUUGGGACACUGGAAUCUUUCUUGGAAACACCAUAUUCAAGAAUCUCUAAGCCAGACAGUUCAAGCCCUACCUCAUCAGCAGUUUCUAAGAAAGAUAAAACACCAAGUGUCUCGUGUGAAUUCAAGGCUGAUGUUUUACUUGACGACGAUUCAGUGGUUGCAUAUGAGGAGCAAAACGAUCAUGUUGAAGCAGAGGCAAGGAAAGAAGGCAGGGUUGAGCUCGGUGUGUACAAAAAAUAUGCAACAUUUGCGGGAUGGUCAACUGUUAUUCUCAUAUGCCUAAGUGCGUUCUUAAUGCAAGCAUCUCGUAAUGGCAAUGAUCUUUGGUUAACUUACUGGGUUGAUACCAGUAAAGGCACCGAAAACACAAGAUUUUAUCUGAUUAUCCUUGCUAUGUUUGGCAUAAUCAACUCUCUUUUCACAUUGGGAAGGGCAUUUUCUUUUGCAUUUGGUGGUCUCCGCGCAGCAAUCCAUAUCCAUGCGUCUCUUCUUGAAAAUAUAAUCAGUGCACCGGUUUGUUUUUUUGACCAAAACCCUAGUGGUCGGAUCCUAAACAGAUUAUCAUCAGACCUCUACACUGUUGAUGAUUCUCUUCCAUUUAUCCUCAAUAUAUUUGUGGCCAACUUCUUCAGCUUGCUUGGCACUCUGGUUGUUUUGUCUUAUUCGCAGGUUUCCUUCCUACUCAUCUUACUUCCUCUCUGGCUUAUCUAUAGCAAAUUGCAGUUCUAUUACAGAUCGACGUCACGUGAAGUAAGGCGACUUGACAGCGUUGCUCGUUCACCGAUCUAUUUAUCUUUUACAGAGACGCUUGAUGGUUCAUCAACAAUAAGAGCAUUUCAAAAAGAAGAUUUCUUCUUGGAAAGAUUCAUCCAACAUGUGACACUAUAUCAGAAAACAUCCUACUCUGAGCUGAUUGCUGGUUUGUGGCUCUCAUUGAGACUCCAGUUGUUGGCAGGUUUCAUCAUUCUGUUCAUCGCCAUGAUGGCCACUGUCAGCUUCCAUAGCAAUUCUCUUGUUAACUUUGGAACACCUGGACUGGUGGGCCUGGCUCUAUCAUAUGCAGCACCUGUUGUAUCACUGUUGAAUGGCUUCUUAACCACCUUUACAGAGACAGAAAAGGAAAUGAUCUCUGUUGAGAGGGUUGUCGAGUAUGUUGGUAUACCUCAAGAAGAACUCCAGGGAUCAGAAUCUCCACCGAGAAGCUGGCCAACAGAAGGGAUGAUUGAGUUUGAACAUGUAACUCUGAGGUACAAGCCAGAGUUACCACCGGCUUUGAUUGAUGUUUCCUUCCUUAUUGCAUCAGGCAUGCAGGUUGGAAUAAUAGGAAGGACUGGAGCAGGCAAAUCCAGUAUACUGAAUGCACUUUUCCGUUUAGCUCCAAUCUGCAACGGCCGCAUCUUGGUAGAUGACAUUGAUGUGUCUAGAGUUGCUGUCCAAGAACUUCGGAGACAUUUUGCAGUAGUCCCACAGAUCCCCUUUUUGUUUGAUGGAUCUUUGAGGGAGAACCUGGAUCCUUUUAAUACAACAACAGAUCUCAGGAUAUGGGAAGUUCUUGAAAAAUGCCAUAUGAAGGUAGAGAUUGAAUCAAUAGGUGGGCUAGACAUCCAUGUGAAAGAAAGUGGUGCAUCUUUUUCAGUAGGCCAGCGACAGCUACUCUGCCUUGCCCGUGCCAUCCUAAAAUCAUCCAAGGUACUUUGUCUUGAUGAAUGCACAGCCAAUGUUGACAACCAAACAGCCUUCCUGUUGCAAAAUACUAUUUCUGCUGAAUGCAAAGGCAUGACAGUUCUCACCAUAGCACAUCGUAUUUCAACGGUGAUGAAGAUGGACAAUAUUAUAGUUCUUGAUCAAGGCAGACUGGUCGAAGAAGGAAACCCAGAAGUUCUUAUGAAAGGCAAAUACUCAAGAUUCGCACGAUUUGCCAAGGCAUCUAACAUGUGAUUCUGGGAACAUGCUCCGCUACCAUGUUACUAGGCCUCAGUGUUAGCAGUUAGCACUCACUCUGAGGACAGAUGUUUUACUCUAUAAUGAGCUCGUAAGAACAGCUAUAACAAUUUGCACCCAUAGCUAACAGAAGCUCUGAUCCACGAGCUAUGCGAAACAUCAAGCAGAAAAGGUCAAGAUCUUCUGAAAUGGGUCAGAGCUUGUUUCUGAAAGAGAAGUCAUUCAUGAACUCAAUUGCUUUGACUUCUUCCCAUUUCCUCAUGGUUGCUUGGUUUGGUACCUGGGAAAGGGAUAACUAAAUCAAAUUUGAUAGCUUCUGCCAA